Molecule: messenger RNA, 5219 nt
Organism: Peromyscus maniculatus bairdii (prairie deer mouse)
Lineage: Eukaryota; Metazoa; Chordata; Mammalia; Rodentia; Cricetidae
Source: RefSeq, a predicted model, not a curated record
GAAACACCAUGACCAAAAACUAAAUUACUCAAGAUUGUGGGAUACUAUAUGAAUCUUAAGCCUGUUAUAAGGUGGCAAUGUCUCGGGAACCUACUCCACCGCUGCUUGGAGAUAUGUCUCCUAGCCCUGUUGCAGAAAGCUGGUGUUACACACAGGUUAAAGUGGUGAAAUUUUCCUACAUGUGGACUAUUAAUAACUUCAGUUUUUGUCGAGAAGAAAUGGGUGAAGUGUUAAAGAGUUCAACAUUUUCUUCUGGCCCAAAUGAUAAAAUGAAAUGGUGCCUGAGGGUAAACCCAAAGGGAUUAGAUGAUGAAAGUAAAGACUAUUUGUCCUUAUAUUUGCUUUUAGUCAGCUGCCCAAAAAGUGAGGUUCGAGCAAAAUUCAAAUUUUCCCUUCUGAAUGCUAAAAGGGAAGAAACAAAAGCAAUGGAAAGCCAAAGAGCUUAUCGAUUUGUACAGGGGAAGGACUGGGGAUUUAAAAAAUUCAUUAGAAGAGAUUUUUUGCUUGAUGAAGCCAAUGGUCUCUUACCAGAUGACAAGCUUACAUUAUUCUGUGAGGUGAGUGUGGUUCAAGAUUCAGUCAAUGUCUCAGGACAUACAAAUACAAACACUUUGAAGGUGCCGGAAUGUCGACUAGCAGAAGACUUAGGUAAUCUCUGGGAAAACACAAGAUUUACAGAUUGCUGCUUUUUUGUGAGAGGAAAAGAAUUCAAAGCUCAUAAGUCUGUGCUUGCAGCUCGAUCCCCAGUUUUUAAUGCAAUGUUUGAACAUGAAAUGGAAGAAUGCAAAAAGAAUCGAGUGGAAAUAAAUGAUUUAGACCCUGAGGUUUUUAAAGAAAUGAUGAGAUUCGUUUACACAGGAAAAGCACCAAAUCUUGAUAAAAUGGCCGACAACUUGUUGGCAGCUGCAGACAAAUAUGCACUGGAACGGCUGAAGGUCAUGUGUGAAGAAGCUUUGUGUAGUAGCCUCUCAGUAGAAAAUGUUGCUGAUACCCUUGUCCUUGCAGAUUUGCACAGUGCAGAACAGUUGAAAGCCCAGGCAAUAGACUUUAUUAAUAGGUGCAGCGUACUUCGACAACUUGGAUGUAAGGAUGGGAAAAACUGGAAUAACAACCAAGCAACUGACAUCAUGGAAACAGCAGGGUGGAAGUCUAUGAUUCAGUCUCAUCCUCAUUUAGUGGCAGAAGCCUUCCGAGCACUAGCAUCUGCACAGUGUCCACAGUUUGGUAUUCCACGCAAACGGCUAAAGCAGUCUUGAGUCUUCCAUGGACAGUAGGAAAAUUGAUUGCCUUUACUCCCCCAGGUCCAGAAGGAUUCCAAUACAAACCAUAAGCAACAGUUGUUUCUGUCUCUUGUCCACAGAACAAAAGCUAGAAAAGCAUAUUGCUUGCUUUCAGGUGGAUAAUUUAUGGUUUAUACUUCAGCUUUAAAUCAGACUGAUUAAUUCACUUCAAGGCCUUAAAUUAUCUUCAGUGACUUCUCUUGUUCAUAAUAGUUUAAUUUUUUUAUUGUGCCUUGUCAGUUUGCCAAGGCUAUGCAGGAUUGCACUAGCUCCACAAUGCAGUAAUAUUGACAACUGAAGAUACUGAGUUUGAAAAGGAUCUUCCAUUGUUUUGGAAACAAAAGAAUUUUAUAGGUUUUGUUCUAUGCAAUCUCCAAGUUUAAAACUAGGUUCUCCUGGAUUUGGAGAUUGCCAGAGGCGCCUCCAGUCUCAGUUCUGUUGACACUAAAGAGCCUAUUACUGUUGAGGUAAGUGGUGGCCACACACUGCUCUGGUUAAUUUAUUUUUCAUUUCAUGGGGCAGAUAAGUAAUGAGUUGGCCUAAACUUUUAGUAAAAUUUUUGGUGUUUAUCUGUAUAUUAACUGCUCAAGAAACUGGGUUUAUGUGCAUUUCAAUGAUUGAGAAAUGAUUUGAAGUUGAGAUUUCAGUGAAAAGAAAGCAUGGUUUUUGCUAAUGUGUUAAAUUUAUACUGACUUACAUUUGAAAGAAUAAUUUAGUAGAUGUUAAAGUCAGGAUGACCAAAUGUACAUUACAUGAGUGGGCCAAUUAAGAAAUAUAUAUAUAUGCACUUUUAAUGUGUAAUUUUUCUAUGAUGAAUGGUACAUAUAUAUUUUUUUCCUUUUGAGGGGAUUAAUAAGGUAUAAUUACGUUUAAACAUUUAAAAGAAGUUUAUAUGACACAUGGAGCCAACUUGGAUGUUUGUGAUAAUAGAUAAACAUUUGCUUGAUUAUAGAUUAAUUGAUUUGGAUUUCAAAUAGUCAUUAUUGAAUUUAUUACUAUUUUAUCACGCUUUGAAAAAGGCACCUAACAAUAAAUGAGUCCUGUACAAUCUACUUCCUUUUAAACAAUGAAUGAAUAAUAUUUGCGUGUGGGAGAUGUGUGGGAAAGUAGAGAACCCUCUGAAAGUAUGUGCAGCCUCAUUAGGAAACUUUAUUUCCCCUUGUUUUCUCCUUGGUGACUCACUUACUGAUUAACUGUAGAUUGCUGAAGUUUUACAUAAUGUGAACAGGAUAAACGAUAUCAACUGUUUUUCAUGAGCCAGUUCUUUAUUAUGAAUUUAGCUUUACACAUAAAAAUGUUUGAAGGUUGGUAAUUGUGAGAUGUGUUCUGAUGCCUUGUCCUAGAGAAGCAGAAGUGGUCAGUGUCAGAUCAUAUAUGAUGGAAGCAUGGUAGUAUGCUUCCUACAUAAAGACAGAGCAUGUUGCUGGAAAAACAGGUACAUAUGCCUGUAUGUUUGCAUUUAAAGCUUUAUUUCCCAUAUUAAAAUUUGUGUAAUUUGUUUAUUUAGUCUUAAAAUUCAGGACAAAAUAAUUAAGCAUAUGGUUUUAAAAUAGACUUUAUUUUUACUAUAGCUUUAUUGGAUGUUAACUGAAGUAAUUCUAAAAUACUUACUUUGAGAAAAUAUUGUCAAAUUAGCACAGUUCAAAAGAGCAAACGAGCAAAAAUCUAUUUUUAGAUAUUUUAGUUUAAGUCUUUCUUGUGUUACAUUAAAAUGGAACGAAUUAUCUGUGAUAGAAGAAAAGUUUUUCAUCUGACAAUGGGCUUCACCCUGUAUAGGAGAAUCAUGACAAGCAAAAAUUUACUCCCUUAAUUUCAUCAUAAUAUGAAGCCUAUUACCUUAACAUUGUACAAUUUUAAAAUACACACACACACAUACAUACACACAUACAUAUACUUUAUUACAAGAUUUUCCUGUGGUCUUACUAAAAAACAAAGAUAUCAGUCAGCUGUGAAAUACAUUGUCACAUAUCAUAAAAACACUGAAAUCUAUAUACCACGUAUUGUAAAUUGAUUCUCAUUAAUUUGGUCUACAUUUCUAAAUACAAUGAAAUAUAAUGACCAUGUAGUGGUCAUUAGAAAUGUUUAUUGAUCUUAAGGAUUUUGUUAUAAAGAUUUUUGUUUUUAGUUUGCUAAAAUAUUUUCUACCAAAAAUGUCAAACAGUGUGCUCUACAAAUGUCAGUGUUAUCUGAAAUGUCCACUUUUCUGAUAAUACAGUACCUACCAUUAUACCCACAGAAUCAUUCAAUAUUUUAUUUUUUUAUGUGUAUUUUAGUAGCAUAUUUUAGGUUCUUGAGUCAGUGAUAAGAGGCUGUUAAUGUAUUCUUAUUAAAUGUCAUAAUAGCAUUUCCCCCACUUACCUCCCCCAUUUUUAAACUAUAUAAAACUUGGCCAAAAUAGGUACGAAUUCUGUCUAAUGCAGUCUUUGUCUUUUAAGUUACCAGUUUGCUCCUAUUACCCUCUAGUCACCCAAACAAAGCUUUCCUCACAACACAAGGAGUGGUUUUAAAUAUUACAAUUAAGAAAUGUAGCCAUUGGAAAACUGUUCUUUGGACUAAGAUUUAGAAACACUGUUAUUUGUGCCUUUUUCAUUUUUUUACUUUUAAUGUGUUUGAUAUUUGGAGCACAAAUAUGAAGGUGCCAUAAUAUGGCUUGCUGAUGUUACCUCCUUAAAUACUUCUGUGUCACUGUCUUCAGAUAGCUAUUGGAGAACCUUGAAUCAAAUGUGGUCAUUUGUGUGAGGUAUGUAUGUGUUUGUAUCUGUAUUCCCUUGGGCUGUGUGUAAUACGUUUAAGACUGAAUUUAUGAAAAUAGGACUUAGUUAAAAUAUGCUGAAAGUUCAGAUUAAUUGAUGUAUCUCAUUUUAGUGUGCUUUAUUUGAGAAGACAGUGGAUUGCCAGAAGACAGUGUAAUCCUCAAAAAUGUGACCAGCAUUCUGCAUGAUAAAAUAGGAAAACAGUGCUGGUUUAGGAUAUCAAGUAUAAUUAAAAUUUAAAAUAAUUGCUUUACAUAUCUUAAAAGUGUCAUGAGCAUUACUGUUUUAUUUUUAACUAGAUCUAAUUGAAAGUUUAAAUUGUCAAAGAUAUUAAUUUGCCCGUUUAAAAUUUUGUAUAUAAAUUCUAAGAAUUUUUUUAUAUGAAAUUAUAGAUAAGGACUUUGAGAGUGGUUCAGUGAUAGAGUGCAUAUCAACAUUUGUGAUCCCUGGGUUGGAUCCAUAGCACCACCAAAACACACAAAAAAUGAGGAAUCAGAGAUAAUAUUCCUUGUUAGAGAAAUGCAACAAAGACUCGUGUAAGUUAUAUGAAAAUCCAACCCAGUAAGUUUUACUAAAAGCCACAUUCAUGAAGAGGUAGACUAACCUGACUUGGACAUGCCUGGUCUUAAGUGAGUGGAUGAGUGAGUUGUUUCAGUGUUCUCAGAGUAUAAAUACAGCACUUUCAGCACACGUGAGAAUAUUUUGCAAACCUUUUUAUAUAUAGAUUGUGAGCUCCAGUUUAAGUGUUCAUGGAAUGAUGUCAAUGUUAGGUCUCGCUGAACAAAUACUGAGUGCCUCAAAUGCAAGACUUCUUCACUAGGAAUGAAAUCACACUGUAUCUUCUGUUGUUGUAUGUGAACUUUAUGUCUGAGAAGGAAUACUUAUAUUUAAAUAUUUUCCUGUUAGUAAAGCUUAUUGUAUACUAUAAUCUAGUUAAUUUUGCAUUGCUUAAAAGUGAAUUGAGCCCAUUUAUGGAAAUAAAGUUCUGCUAAAAUUAUUUAAUUAUUAGUUCUGAAGGAAGUUGACUUCAAGAUUCAGAUAUAUAAACAUUUAACUUUUCGGCCUUUAUUUAAUAAUCAGUUGGUGUUUUAUGAUGAGAUACAUACUAUUUGUGUCUUGAUGUUGGAAAUAGAUUUUGUGUUUCAGCACGUUGAGUUAAAAUAAAAUUGUUACUACUUAUUCAGAA